Molecule: messenger RNA, 1214 nt
Organism: Solanum lycopersicum (tomato)
Lineage: Eukaryota; Viridiplantae; Streptophyta; Magnoliopsida; Solanales; Solanaceae
Gene: OFP13
Product: OVATE family protein OFP13
Biological process (GO): negative regulation of DNA-templated transcription
Source: RefSeq, a predicted model, not a curated record
UCUUUUUAUUUUUGUAAAAUCAUUUGGUAUCUAAUAUUUUUACCAACUCGACUAAUUCAAAACUAUAUUGUAUUAGUAAUAUAUAAUUACAACUAGCUAGCAAGAGUUGGUGACAUUUCUUUCAUGGUAUACCACCUUUAAUUUCUUCUUCUAAAUCAAACGUGCAACCAACGACAUAUUAUUCUCCAAAAUACACCAAACUCAACAAAUUUAAUCUCAUAUAACACCACACAACUCUCUUGUCAAAUACCAAAUUAAAACCAUCAUUCACUUUUUAUACUCUUUUCUCAACCGUUUGAGGUACAAAAAAAAUAUGAAAAUGAACACUUCAUGUUGCUUGAAAUUCAAUAAUCCAUGCAAGAAAAUAGUAAAGUUGUUCAAGUUCAAACUAAGAAAGCCUCUCUUCAUAAGAAGGCUUCGAAUUUUUCGUCCUUCAACAAGAUGUGAAAGCAAUACAAGCACCCGUAGAAAGCAAGCUUCACAAGUUCUUUCGGUGUUUCGUUUCAUAAGGAGAUCAAAACCAAGAGAGGAGGACCAAGUCAUGGCACUCAAGAGUUUUUCAGGGCAUAUUAAAGCACCAGUUCCUUCACCAAUUACUCCAGCAUAUGCAAGAUUAAGUGGAGCUACUAAAAAAGAAGUAGUAAUAUUUCAGGAUGAUGUUGAAGAUGCAUGUAGAAGCUUCGAGAAUUAUCUGGCUGAAAUGAUUGUUGAAGAAGGGAAAAUGAGGGAUAUAAUGGAUGUAGAAGAAUUGUUAUACUGUUGGAAAAAUUUAAAAAGCCCUGUUUUUAUCGACUUAGUCUGCAGAUUCUACGGUGAACUAUGCAAGGAUUUGUUUUCCCACACCUAUAAGGAUGAUAUCAAUAGCCCACAGAAAAUCAUGCAAUAAUCGAGCAGGUGCACUAAAACUCCUGCUAUAUACACAGAAUUCGGAAAAGAGUAUCGAUGCCUGUUAUAUACCGUCUUACCUGAUCAUACGGAAAAAAACUUUACCUCAUUUACUCUGUUGUAAGACAUUGAAAUUUAUCAAGCAAUAAUAGAUCAGUUAUGUUGCGCGAUUUUUUUUAAAAAUCUUAUCGUGAUCUAUUUUUAUUCAUUUGAUGUAGAGAAUAUGUGAUUAGCCCUAAUAAAGAAGGGAGGACCAAUUUAUAGAGGUUAUGAUUUAAUGUGGUACAUCCAUCAAGUAAUCAAUGUACGAACGAAAUAUAUUCCUUAUU